Hordeum vulgare subsp. vulgare (domesticated barley) is the source of this 1833-nucleotide messenger RNA. RefSeq names its product heat shock cognate 70 kDa protein-like. Gene Ontology annotation, molecular function: misfolded protein binding; heat shock protein binding; ATP-dependent protein folding chaperone. The transcript is spliced from 2 exons. The coding region runs from base 13 to 1833 and encodes 606 amino acids. Gene Ontology annotation, cellular component: cytoplasm. Lineage: Eukaryota; Viridiplantae; Streptophyta; Magnoliopsida; Poales; Poaceae. Gene Ontology annotation, biological process: cellular response to unfolded protein; protein refolding. The record is from RefSeq and is a predicted model, not a curated record.
CCUAGCAGGAGGAUGGGUGGCGACGGGCCGGCGAUCGGCGUCGACCUCGGGACGACCUACUCGUGCGUGGCCGUGUGGCGGCCCUCCCACAACCGCGUCGAGGUCAUCCCCAACGACCAGGGCAACCUCACCACGCCGUCCUGCGUCGCCUUCACCGACGACUGGCGGCUCAUCGGCGACGCGGCCCUUAACCAAGCCGCAAGGAACUCCGUCAACACCGUCUUCGAUGCGAAGCGACUGAUUGGCCGGAAAUUCAGUGAUGCGUCCGUGCAAGGAGAUAUGAAGCUAUGGCCUUUCAAAGUCGUUUCAGGUCCUGGUGACCGACCGAUGAUGGUGGUGCAGUACAUGGGCCAGGAGAAGCAUUUCACGGCAGAAGAGAUCUCCUCCAUGAUGCUCAUCAAGAUGCAGGAGACUGCCGAGGCCUACCUCGGCACGUCGGUGAAGAACGUUGUCGUCACCGUCCCGGUCUACUUCAAUGACUCCCAACGCCAGGCCACCAUUGACGCCGGUGUGAUUGCUGGCCUCAACGUCAUACGCAUCAUGAACGAGCCCUCCGCAGCAGCCAUCGCCUACGGCCUUGACAAGAUGUCCGGCAAUGGUGAAGCGAAGACGGUACUCAUCUUUGAUCUCGGCGGCGGUACUAUGGAUGUCUCCAUUAUCAGUGUAAAAGAUGGUGUCUUCACUGUCAAGGCCACGUCCGGUGACACCCACCUUGGCGGGCAGGAUCUCAACAACCGGAUGGUGGAACACUUUGUGGAAGAUUUCCUCAAGAAACACAAGAGUGACAUCAGAGGCAGCCCGAGGGCUCUCAUGCGUCUGAGGACUGCCUGCGAGAGGGCCAAGAGGAUGCUGUCCUCCAUGGUGGAGGCCAAAUUUGAGAUCGACUCGCUGCACGACAGCGUUGACUACUAUGGGAGGAUCACUCGUGCCCGUUUCGAGGAGCUCAACAUGGACCUGUUCCGUAAGUGCAUUGAGCACGUUGAGAAAUGCCUCGGCGAUGCCAAGAUGGGCAAGUCUGAGAUCCACGAUGUCGUGCUCGUGGGCGGCUCCACCCGGAUCCCCAAGGUGCAGCAGCUGCUCCAGGAUUUCUUCGAUGGGAAGACGCUCUGUAAGAGCAUCAACCCCGAUGAGGCCGUUGCCUACGGCGCAGUCAUCCAGGCUGCCGUCCUCAGCAGCGAGUGCGACCGCAAGGGGCAGGAUUUCCUCCUGCUGGACGUCACCCCGCUCUCGCUCGGAGUCGAGGUGGUGCCUGGUGCCAUGAGUGUGCUGGUUCCCCGCAACAGCACCAUCCCGGUUAAGAGGAAGGGGCGGUACUGGACCACUUAUGACAACCAGACUCACGUGAGCAUCAAGGUGUACGAGGGUGAAGGGGAGUUGACGAAGGACAACAGGCUCCUGGGCAAGUUCGUGCUCAGCGGUCUCACCCCAGCGCCGAAGGGCGUGACGAAGAUGACUGAAACCAUCGAAGUCGAAGCAAACGGCACCCUCAAAGUGACAGCGGAGGAGAUGACAACUGGAAACAGGAAGAGCAUCAACAUCAUCACGAACAAGGGCGGGCUGAGCAAGGAGGAGAUCGAACGCAUGGUGAAGGACGCCGAGAAGUACAGGUCGCAGGACAAGAAGAUGAUAAUGAAAAUGAAGAAGGAAGACCAGGAGGGCUGGCUAAGCAAGGAGGACUUUGAGAGGAUUGCGCAGAAUAGUAGCAAGAAGCAGCCGUCCGAGGACAAGAAGCAAGUGAAGAAAAUUAAGAUGGAAGAAGGUGAGGGUUGGCUGAGCAAGGAGGACUUCGAGAGGAUAGUGCAGCAUGCCAAGAAGCAAAGCAAGAUCAUAUAG